AUGUUCAUAUAUCAGUGUGUUCAUAUCUAUCUAUCUAUCUAUCUAUCUAUCUAUCUAUUCUAUCUAUCUAUUCUCUAUCUAUCUAUCUAUCUAUCUAUUAACUCUCUACCUAUCUACCUAUCCAUCUAUGUUCAUAUCUCAGUGUGUUCAUAUCUAUCUAUCUAUCUAUCUAUCUAUCUAUCUAUCUAUCUAUCUAUCUAUCUAUCUAUCUAUCUAUGUUCAUAUCUCAGUGUGUUUAUAUCUAUCUAUCUAUCUAUCUAUCUAUCUAUAUUCACUCUCUUUCUAUUUAUCUAUCUCUCUAUAAAUCUACCUAUGUUCAUAUCUCAGUGUAUUCAUAUCUAUCUAUCUAUCUAUCUCAAUAUGUUCCUAUCUAUCUAUCUAUCUAUCUAUCUAUCUAUCUAUCUAUCUAUCUAUUCACUCUCUUCCUAUCUAUCUAUCUAUCUAUCUAUCUAUCUAUCUAUCUAUCUAUAUAUGUUCCUAUCUAUCUAUCUAUCUAUCUAUCUAUCUAUCUAUCUAUCUAUAUGUUCCUAUCUAUCUAUCUAUUCACUCUCUACCGUCUCUUUACCCAGUCUUUUCAGAAUUGUCAAAUAUUUCCUUCCCUCAUCAUUCAUUGCCGACACCCACUCCUCCCUCAUUCCACCCCUAUCCAACUUGCAUCCACUCACCUAUACCCCCCACCCACCCUGUAUAUCAAAGAAUCUACCCAGAACUUCUAGUUCCCUAUCUCUCUUUCUUUUAACCUGUCUUUUAACAUUUCUUUUACUAUUUUUACGUUUUUCUUCAUUUAUUCCUCUUUCUUUCGUUCUUACUUUUAAAUUUUCUUUCUUUUUCUUUCUCUCUCAACCUUUAGAUUGCCAAAUUUCUUUUUUUUUCUUUUUCGUUCCUUUUUCAUUUACACUUCUCUCUUUUGUUUUUCUUUCUUUCUCUCAAUCAUUCCUCCUCCUUUCUCACAACAUUUCUUCUGUUUUUCUUUCUUCCUUCAUUUUCGUUUUCUUUUUCGUUUUUAUUUUUUGUAUCCAUUUUAUUAAUUUACUUUCUAUCUUUUUAAAAUCAUAUUUAUACUUUUAUUUAAAAAAACCUUUAGUUUUUCAACCUUUUGUCGCCAUUUUAUUUCUUGAUUUCUUUCCUUUCAUGCCUUAUGCGUUUUUCUUUCUUUCUUUCUUUCUUUAUGCGUUUUUUCUUUCUUUUCUUUCUUUCUUUCUUUCUUUCUUUCUUUCUUUCUUUAUGCGUUUUUCUUUCUUCCUUUCUUUCUUUAUGCGUUUUUCUUUCUUUCUUUCUUUAUACGUUUUUCUUUCUUUCUUUCUUUCAUUCAUGCAUUAUGCGUUUUUCUUUCUUUCUUUCUUUAUGCGUUUUUCUUUUUUUCUUCCUUUCUUUCUUUCUUUAUGCGUUUUUUCUUUCUUUCUUUCUUUCUUUAUGCGUUUAUCUUUCUUCCUUUCUUUCUUUAUGCGUUUUUCUUUCUUUCUUUCUUUAUACGUUUUUCUUUCUUUCUUUCUUUCUUUCUUUCUUUCUUUCAUGCCUUAUGCGUUUUUCUUGCUUUCUUUUUCUUUCUUUCUUAUUUCUUUCUUUUUUUCUUUCUUUAUGCGUUUUUCUGUCUUUUUUCUGUCUUUCUUUCUUUUUAUGCCUUAUGCAUUUUUCUUUUUUGUUGUUUCUUUCUUUGUUUGUUUGUUUCUUUCUUUCUUUUCACCUUUGCCUGUAUGUUAUUUUCAUUUCUUCUCACCACUCUUUUUUUUCUUGCUUGUUUGCUUUUUUUCUUCUCACCUUUGCACUUUUCUUUCUUUUCAUUUCUUCUCACCUCACUUUUCUUUCUUUCUUUCUUUCUUUCUUUCUUUUCAUGCCUUAUGCGGUUUUCUUUCUUUCUUUUCUUUCAUGCCUUAUGCAUUUAACACACACACAGACGUGCAAAAAAUAAAUAACAUUGGUACAUGUCUAUCUAUCUAUCUAUCUAUCUAUCUAUCUUUUCAUUUCUGUCUGUCUAUAUCUUUCUUUCACAUUCGGUUUCUAUCUAUCUAUCUAUCUAUCUAUCUAUCUAUCUAUCACAGCCUGUUGAUCUAUCUAUCUAUCUAUUUAUCUAUCUAUCACAGCCUGUUGAUCUAUCAAAACUAUACUUUCUUUCUUUCUAUCUAUCUAUCUAUCUAUCUAUCUAUCUAUCUAUCUAUCUAUCUCAUUCUCUUCCGGUUUCUCUCUAUGUAUUUCUUUCCUUUUCUAUCUAUCAAUAUCUUUCACAUUCGAUUUUUAUUUAUCUAUCUGGCUAUCUUUCACGGACUGUUGAUCUCUCUCUCUCUCUCUCUCUCUCUCUCUCUCUCUAUCUAUUCUAUUUUUUCUUUUUCUAUCUAUCUAUUUCUUUGUUUUGCAUUCGGUUUCUAUCUAUCUAUCUAUCUAUCUAUCUAUCUAUCUAUCUAUCUAUCUAUUCGGGAUAAUCUCUCUCUCUCUCUCUCUCUCUCUCUCUCUCUCUCUCUCUCUCUCUCUCUCUCUCUCUCUCUCUAA
Acanthosepion pharaonis is the source of this 2484-nucleotide messenger RNA. The record is from the annotation of a GenBank genome assembly. NCBI's taxonomy places the organism in Eukaryota, Metazoa, Mollusca, Cephalopoda, Sepiida, Sepiidae.